Molecule: messenger RNA, 2412 nt
Organism: Merops nubicus (carmine bee-eater)
Lineage: Eukaryota; Metazoa; Chordata; Aves; Coraciiformes; Meropidae
Product: circadian locomoter output cycles protein kaput-like
Exons: 19
Biological process (GO): regulation of transcription by RNA polymerase II; circadian regulation of gene expression
Cellular component (GO): CLOCK-BMAL transcription complex; cytoplasm; nucleus
Molecular function (GO): RNA polymerase II cis-regulatory region sequence-specific DNA binding; DNA-binding transcription factor activity, RNA polymerase II-specific; protein dimerization activity
Source: RefSeq, a predicted model, not a curated record
AACGAACUGAUGGAUGAAGAUGAGAAGGACAGGGCAAAGAGGGCAUCACGCAACAAAUCUGAAAAGAAGAGGAGAGACCAGUUCAAUGUCCUCAUUAAAGAGCUUUGCACGAUGCUGCAGGGCCACGGGCACCCUCUCAAGAUGGACAAGUCCACCAUACUGCAGAGGACCAUUGACUUCUUACAGAAACAGAAAGAAAUCACAGCACAGACAGAAGCCUGUGAGAUUAGACAAGACUGGAAGCCUUCAUUUCUUAGCAACGAGGAGUUCACCCAGUUGAUGUUAGAGGCACUAGAUGGCUUUCUCAUUGCUCUUACCACUGAUGGGAUUAUUAUUUAUGUAUCUGAUAGUGUUUCAUCUCUGCUUGGACACUUACCGUCAGAUUUGGUGGACCAAAAUAUAUUGAACUUUCUGCCUGAGCGGGAGCAGAGCGAGGUGUACAAGCUCCUUUCUCCACACGUGCUCAUGACAGAGCCUGUUGCAGCUGAUUUUCUGAACGCAGAAAAACAAAUAGAGUUUUGCUGCCAUUUAGCAAGAGGCAGCUUAGAUCCAAAUGAACCUCUGAUGUAUGAAUAUGUGAAAUUUGUAGUGGAUUUUAAAUAUUUUACUCAUGUGCCUACACCCUCCUGUAAUGGCUUUGAGUCAGCUAUUGCACGAGCUUUCAGGUCAGCCACAGAGGAGCAGAUCUGCCUUGUAGCAACUGUCCGUCUCGUCACACCACAGUUCUUAAAGGAGCUCUGCAAUGUUGAAGAGCCGUGUGAAGAAUUUACAUCAAGGCAUAGUUUGGAAUGGAAGUUUUUAUUCUUGGAUCACAGGGCUCCACCUAUUAUAGGAUAUUUACCCUUUGAGGUUCUGGGAACGUCAGGGUAUGAUUAUUACCAUGCGGAUGACCUGGAGCUUCUUGCUAGGUGCCAUGAACACUUGAUGCAGUUUGGGAAAGGGAAGUCCUGUUACUAUCGGUUCCUGACCAAAGGCCAGCAGUGGAUAUGGCUGCAGACACACUACUACAUCACCUACCACCAGUGGAAUUCCAAGCCCGAGUUCAUCGUUUGCACUCACCUGGUAGUCAGUUAUGCAGAAGUUCGAGCUGAAAGGAGGCGAGAUCUUGGCCUUGAGGAGUCAUCAAUUGAACUGGCAUCCUCUUCUCUAAAGAGCCACAGCAGCUACCUGGAGGUGGGGCAGUGCGGCAGCAGCCAGGGUGCCAGCCGGGAGGGAGUGUCCCUGUCGUCCCACAGCUCCCGCCGCUCCUCGCACACCGCCCUCUCCGACUCCGCCUCCACGUCGUCCAUGCGGCACACGGACACCAGCACGCCCACGCGGCCCUCGCUGCCGGGGGGGCAGGUGGAGAAGGCAGUUCUGCGGUUGGCAUCCACUGGAAGUGCCCAGGUUGGUGGUCCUGGCCAGCAAAAGCCUUUCUGCUGCGGUAAAGAAAUGAGUUGGAGAGCCCUCAGAGAGGCUGGGUCCUCACCUCAGAGUGCCAUAGGAACUCCUCAAGCUCCUGCGGAACACCUCCCUCAGCACCCAGUGGCUCAGCCGGCAGCCCCCUCUCAGCACACUGUGAUGCCAGUGUACCACUUCCCAGCCCAGCUGGGGAUGAUGCAUCAGCUGAAAGAGCAGCUGGAGGAGAGGACUCGCAUACUGCAAGCUGACAUCAAGACGCAGCAAGAAGAGCUCCACGUCAUCAAGGAGCAGCUCCAGCUAGUGCAGGACUCCAACCUGCAGAUGCUGAUGCAGCAGCCCAUCCCCGUCGUCUUCAACAGCGUGCAGCACGCGAGCCCCAGGAGGCCAGCGCCGGGGACAGCCAGGCAGAACGCAGCCAAGAAGUCCCAGCAGCAGGGGCUCCUGGGGACGAAGCACUACUGCAGCACCCCCCUGCCAUCGCUGCGCCACCUCCUCAGGGAGCCCUGCGGCACGGCCACCCAGGUACAGCAGCAGCAGCACCUCAUGAGAGGAAACCAAGCCCAGCAAACGUGUCAGCCAGGGCAGACGAGCAUUUCAAUGUCCCUCUACAACAACCCCGUGGUGUUUUCACAAACACAUCCCAUCACGGUGGCUGCACAGAUGCCAAGUGACAGCAGUGACAGGCAACCACAGGCUGACUGCAGCCAGGACAGGAGCCUCAGGUUUGUUGCAGAGCAGAUCUUGCCUCCCCCAGUGCAGAUGCAGCCGGUGACCUGCAGCACUGUCCGACCUCCAGCCCCACCACCUGUUUUCUCCCCAUCCCUGAUGAUCCCACACACCAGCUUCACAUCCCACCAGGCAAGCACACCGGUUCACCUCCACCAGUGGCCACAGCAGCAGGGUCAGCAGCACCGUCUCUACCUUCAGAUGCCAGGCCCGGAGGCGGCACCCGGGGCCCCACCGGCACGCCUUUUCCAGCCCCCCGCCCCGGGGCAGCAGAACCCCCUGAGC